This is a messenger RNA of Penicillium longicatenatum, 705 nucleotides long. RefSeq lists its product as uncharacterized. The record is from RefSeq and is a predicted model, not a curated record. The transcript has 2 exons. NCBI's taxonomy places the organism in Eukaryota, Fungi, Ascomycota, Eurotiomycetes, Eurotiales, Aspergillaceae. The coding region runs from base 1 to 705 and encodes 234 amino acids.
AUGUCUGAAGUCCCGGUACUGGAGAAAAUUCUGACCAACUUGUCUGAUUCGUCUGAUGGUCCAGUACAGAAGGCUGACCGUGGAGAAUUACCCGAUGGGCUUGAUGAGCCAAUUACGAAAGUCGAGCUCGUUGACCUUUCUGGCAAGAUUGGCACAUGGAAAUCCAACGCCCUCGUGGUACAUAAUGAAUCUCUUUUCUCCACCGCCGGCAGAUAUGCCAAUUGUGUCGACAAUGACACACAAAGCUCUUCCUCGAGCAGAGCUGCUAGUCGCCCAUUUACUCAACAUUUCCGCAGCGAGCUGCCCGACCUGACUAACUUGGUUCACCUUGCAAGAAACCAACACAGGGAAGUUGUUCACCCCAUUCGGGAACCGCGGCGCCUCCUACUUGCACAGAUGGGUGUAGAUUGCCUCCAAAUGCUUGGCUCGCCGUUCUCAGGCCCUCCUGUCGUCCAAAUCAGAGGACAAACUGUGAUGACGCCACAAAGAGUAGAUUCACAGCGGCGAAUGGCUAAUGUGGAGGCCAGGGGCUUACAAGCCUGGAGUCAUCUGGGACUGUCUGAGGGGAACUCACCAACUCUGCGGCAGGGACGGGCUAUGCAUACCCUACUGGACUCGAGACAGGCCCUUGUUCACAGAUACUCCCAGUCCGCCCCUCCUGAUAUUGCUGUAUAUGCUGAUCUGUACCAUCUCUUUCCAAAAUAA